Dentiscutata erythropus is the source of this 327-nucleotide messenger RNA. The record is from the annotation of a GenBank genome assembly. NCBI's taxonomy places the organism in Eukaryota, Fungi, Glomeromycota, Glomeromycetes, Diversisporales, Gigasporaceae.
AUGAAUAAGCUCAAUGUAUCAUCAGAAUGGUACACUUUAGAAACAGAUGGUGACGUUCUCACAUUUAUUGAUGGAGUUCAUGAAAAUGAGCAAAAAGAAUAUAGGUCAGAAUCUUUUUGGUUGUUGCUGGACGAUGUUGGUGGCAGAAAUAUGCCAAUUAUUCCUAAACAAACAUUUUUAUUGAAGCUAAACAAGAUAACAACUUAUUAUAUGCUCUUAUUGACGAUGAAUUUGUUGUGUCGCCGAGAAGAGGCAAUUCAUUCAAUCUUAACAAUUUCCACAACGGAUUCAAAAUAUUUAGAUAGAGUUUAUUAUAAACAAACAUAA